UAACAGCGCCAUUUUGGAUAGUUGUCUUAGCAGCCAGACGCCAAAAUAAGUACAAUCCAAAACAAAAGCAUUGUUGUAGAAACUGUAGGUUCACCGAAACGUAUGGUGACAGUUAGUAACAGCAACCUCAAACAACAGAGAACAUGUCAGCAAUGAGGCCAUUUAACACAUCGACCAAAGAUACGCUUUCAACUAAAUUAAGGAACUUCAAUGCCUCAAAAUCAGCAACUCGACAAUUGGAGGUGGAUAGCCGGAGAAUGGAAGAGCGCCUUCGUGAACUAAAAAUGACGAUGAGUCAAGAGAAACAAGAACGAGAAAGACAGGGCAGUGGUGGAUAUUGGCGAUCUGGUAAAGCAGGAUCAUUGACAACGCAGGCACCUAAGAGCAGCAGGAAAUCUAAUAGAAUCACUGAAAUGCCUCGAUCAUCCAAGUCCAAGAAAAUAACAGUUUUAAAAGAUGAACCUCUAAAAACUGUGAAGCGGGCUCCAAAGACUGUACUGAAUGUAACUGCAAGGAAGACAUUCCAAGGUCCUGCUUGUGGCCAAUGCGAAGAAAAGGCUGCAGCACUGUCAUGCAUGGAGUGUGCAGAACUAUACUGUGCUGCAUGCUUUGCACAAUUUCACUUGAAGGGCGCCCUCAGACUUCAUCGAUCUGUACCGUACCAAGCAGGACAAGAACUAAGGAAAAGCAUAAACAAUGGUUCCCUUAGUCCCCGGGCUGACAUGUUGGAUACCAACCAGAAUAUAGAGAGGACUCCCAAUCAUUCUCAAGUAGUUAAACAAAAGUCUCCGGCCUUGAUGGUUAUUCACCAACAAAACUCAUCUGUUUUGACGUCUCAAGAACAGGUGAUGAAUGGUCCAUCUCUAUUGGAUGGUGAGUACAAUGAAGAAGACAGCUCAGCCUCAUUUGCUGCGGCCUUAGCUGAGUGGAGAGGUCAACCACGAGUGCCCUCCAAAGCCACCCCAAGUCCUCGUCAAUCUAAGCCAGAAGUAGCAACAGUAAAUGAAGGUACUGGAACUGAACAAGCACCGAAGCAAGAAAUAAAGAUUGAGUUUAAGGAAUUAUCAAUGAGCUACGCUGAUAAACUACUGCUCAAGAAACAUCGAAGGACCAAACUACCAGAACUACCAACACAAACUCAUGACUUGGACAGAAAUGCUAACUCUAGGAUGCUAAGUCCUUACACUGGAUCAACCAAUCAAAUGAAUGAUUUUGUAGAUGAUGAUGAUGAUGAAGAAAAACUGGAGUUGGAGGAGGAGCACUUAAGAUAUGCAAGUCUGUUCUCAACCUCUAGCGCAUCCUUAGCUGGCAAUGAGUUCAGAUCCAGGAGUGUGAUCACCAUUACACCUCUACCUGAUGAUCUUGAUAUCAGUGCCGUUGAGGAGGAGACAUCGUUUCUUGUUCAAGAAGAGCCUGACGCCACACCUGUAAUGUACAGUGUACAACACCAUCAACAACCAACUACAAGGAAUAAUCAUCAGAAUACCCAAUCCUCAAAGGCUAGUGAACUCAAUGGAAAGGGUGGGGGUGAAAGAAGUAUAAAGAAUCAGCAAAAGAAAUCCACUGUUGUUGAAAAACAGAAAGAAAAGAAAAGAGCUACAGAUAAAAGAAGAAUGCUCCCCAGGCCCCCAUCAGAUAAUUCAAAGGAAAAUAGGACUGGAGAAACAAAGGUCCCAGAAAAAAAUAUUUCUGUUCAAAGAAAGAAAAGCUCAAAAGGAAGCCAGAUAACUCAUAAGGAAGAUGACAAAACCACCAGUGGGAAAACUACCCAGAAUUUCAGUGGUCAAAAACGGACAAGCAGCAGAAACAGGAAGUUACUGCGAUCAUCUAAAGUUGAAAGUGACGAUACCUCGUUAAAAGAUCAGUUGGAAAGUGAUCAGCGCAAUGAGAAAAGGAUAGAAAAGAACAAGAAGUUGACGCCUAAAAGACCGGCAUCAGCUCAACCUGAACAGGAAGCAUCUGGUAGAAGAUCAAAGACAGAUGGCAGGAACUCGCAGGUUAAAAAGAGACCAGUUUCAGCAGGUAUUACACGACAUCCAAGUGUUGAUUUAGUGAAUACUAGUAAACUCGCAUGGAAAGCUCAAUAUCAGUAUACACAUGGUCUUGACGAGUUCUUCAUGGCAGGACUGGACGAUCAACAACAUGAAACAAAGGAACCAACAGUGGAAAAUCAUGAUUUAAGUACACAUCUUCCAAAAUGUACAUUUCAAG
Messenger RNA from Anneissia japonica, 2211 nucleotides. Its product is annotated as zinc finger B-box domain-containing protein 1-like. Gene Ontology annotation, molecular function: zinc ion binding. Gene Ontology annotation, cellular component: motile cilium. NCBI's taxonomy places the organism in Eukaryota, Metazoa, Echinodermata, Crinoidea, Comatulida, Comatulidae. Gene Ontology annotation, biological process: cilium movement. The record is from RefSeq and is a predicted model, not a curated record.